CGUCUAUCCGACUCCUCCAAUUCAUUGCCGCCCUAUCGAUCGCUGGGUCCCGUGUGAUAUCCCGUUUCUCUUGGUUUUCUGCUGCUGCUCUCGAGCGGACUCUGCUGUCUCGUCGCCCGGCCUUUUGUCGUCGGAGAAGGAAAAGCCUAAACUUAAAACCCAAACGUCCAAGAGCAGAAAAAAAAAAGUCGCCAAUUGCCCAAACACGCCCCCGUCACCCUCGUUCCUGCAUUUCGUCAUCAUCCCGGAGCGCUCUGCGCAUCCUGUUCAGGUCCCACUCCACCACCACGCCGUCAACAACCUCGACUGUCGCUCUGUCCUUCUCGCUCUCCAUCUCCGUCGCCUCCUCCCUCCCUCCCUCCACUCUGUUCGUCCUCAACAUCAUCUGUCAACGCUACGCACCCAGAGCCUAGCGCGACCGCGCACGCUCCAAUCGCUACUGUCUUUUGCCUGUAUAGCUCUGCCACGAAACACGCCUUUUGAAAAUCGCUUCGAUACUUUCCAAUUGCCAGAUGCUGCGUGUCCCCCCGUAGUUUCAUCGUAUACCAUUCGUUGUUCCGCUCUUGGUCUCCGCUUCCGUGGUCUCCGUCCACACACCCACAGACACACACACACAUACAAGCAUGCCUUCGCUCUCGAAAGCAUGGCGUCGCAUCUCGCACUCACAGCCUAGUCCAAGAACAAAGGCGGGCUCGGAAGAGAGUUCGAAUGCGUCCAUUCGCUCCAAGCACGCCAACAAGUCCACCAACACGCUCGACACCGCCUCCGCGGACAGCAACAGCACCACCCCUCCCACUUCCGUGAGCAACCCGGACCUGUCCGCUGGAGCUUCUGAGGCUACCCUCACUCCAAGGAGACCUCCCAUGACGGCCAAUGGCACCAAUCGAUACAGUGUUUUGUCGUCGAACGGUUUUCCCCAAGCGCGAGUCUCGCCGCUCGCUCCAAUCAUCACAUCUAUAUCAGAUGGCUCUGCUACACAUCAAAAGGUGUUGCUCGUCAGAGGCCAGAUCGGGAGCUUAGAAGCAUUGGGAGACUUGCACCUGAGCUCCAGUCAUCCUCACAGGACGUACAAUGGGCUUGUCCACAUCUUUUCGCACCAGGGGAGCUUCCCCGUAUACAGCGUUCCCGUUGUCGAGUCGCGCUUCAAAGCCCUGAUCCAUCUGCAAGCCGGUCGGAACACGCUGAGGUUCGAGUUUGAGAAGGCUCGCUCCUCCCACGGCGUGCUGCCGGGCGAGCACGUCAGCUGGCUCAACCUCAACUACAUUCCUCUCAACGCUUCGCCACCUCUCCAUCUAGCCAUUCUCGUGGCUGCCGACUCGGAGGAGAAGUUCGACGCUCCGCCGCACCGCGUUGCGGCCGAGGGCAACGAUCUCGAGGUUGCCAAGCGCAAAUACCGCAUGGCAGCGUACCUUUGGCAGGCAUACACGGCCGAUCAGAUGCAGCGGAACGGCUUCUUGAGCCGCUGCUUCCGUCUUGAGGAGGAAUGGCAGCCCUCUACGCUUGGCGGCUUCGAGGAUCCGCAACCCUGGCGGAGCGAGGCUAGGAUCCACGUGAUCCGCCUCAAGCAGACGGUCGCCGAGCUCAGAAACCCAGAGUAUGCGCAGCAAAACCCAAAUGCGAAGGAGAGCGGAAAGCUCUUUGAGAUCGCUAUGCAGGCUUGCAAGGAGCACUUCAAGUGCGUUCCCAACGGCCAGAAGCAGUACGUCUCGGCCAUGUUCUUGGACUCACACUGGGAUCCGAACCUCAACCUUUUGACCGGCCAUGCCGCGCUGGGCGGAGGCGACGGCGAAUCGUUGCAGCUGGCCAUCUUUGGCUCCCACCUUCUGUACAGCUACCCGAUGUGCAUUCAGCACGUCAUCCCGGCCUUCAACGACUGCACCCCCACAGACACCAGAUACGUGUGCAACGACUGUGGAGACUGCGGCAGCUCGUGGGAGGCGGCGAACGUCGGAAUCGGUGCUCACAUGCACGAGGUUGGCCAUCUGUUCGGUUUGCCGCACCGACCCUCUGGGGUGAUGAUGCGUGACUACGUCAAGCUGAACAGAACAUUUACCGUGGGUGAGCCGUUCUCGACCCGGACGAGAUCGCCAGGGAAGAAGUUCCUGCCAAGGGAGGAAGAAUGCGCGUGGAGCCGCCUGGACUGCCUGCGUUUCAGAUAUCAUCCUUGCUUCAGGCACACCACCGACCGCUACACGCCGGUAGAAGGUGGUAUCCAGGUUUGGGGUAUUGCUGACGAAGUAACGGCCACUUCCGACGCCGGCAUCGCCUGGGUUGAGAUAUAUGCAGACGACGACGAAAUGUGCUACGCUUGGAAGGAAUAUCUACCACGGCGGCCCAUGCAAGGAAGCGAGUCCCCUCGCUCGGACCAGUGCCCACGUACUGUGCGCCUUGUGGAGGCUGAAUUACGUGAGCACCUAAAGCAGCAGCUUCCUGCCAACAAGAAGAAGUUUAGCAAGAUCCGGCUGCAGAUAUGCUCAACUACCAACGUCCAACUAACGAUCGACGACCUGGGCAAGCUCACGGACAAGUCCUCGCUCGUGAAGAUCCCCAACGGACAGAAGGCGUACCGCAGCGGAAAAUUAGGCCUUGGUGCCAUGGAGGGCAGCAAACCUCAAGAACUGGUGCUCGAGAGCGCGUAUCUAAAAGUCAAAGAGAAGGACAUCCUAGGUAACGAGGUGGUCAAGGCGAAGGUCGUCCGCUCAGUCAGGGUCUACCAUGGGCUCGCACUGGACGGCAUCGAGUUCUGCCACGAGGACGGCACCAGUCAGCUCUUUGGAUCACGAGGCGGGAAGCCGGGAGGUGACGAAUUCGUUCUUGACACUCGCAUCGGAGAGACGAUCGCCGGGUUCUACGUUAGGGCUGGGGCUUGGAUCGAUGCAAUCCAGAUUAUAACGACAAUGACGGGCCGCAAGAGCCCCAUCUACGGGAACCCGACUGGUGGCUCCGGACACACUCUCAUCCCACCAAAUGGCUACCGCGUCAUGGGCAUCGCCGGCUCGUGUGGCCAAUGGGUCGACAGCUUUCAGCUCAUCAUUGGACGCUAGAGCAGCAUCUAUCCCAGCAUACAUUUGCCCGACAUUCGCUUCAUGAUAAGCUCGUAGAACAAUAAGCACUUUGCCAAAUGGAGUCGUCAACGCCUCUCCUUGACAUGUGCAGAAUCGCAACGACGGAUUUCAACGGACCCAACAGGAAUCCGUGGCGCGGUCUUAUCCCUGAUAUUCAAUAUACCCAGUCUUCCUAGCAUAAUGCCUUUAAAUUUUAAUUCGAUCGAACUAGAGCAAUACAUUGAGCUAGGAUCCGCAGCGUAAAGAACGGAGUGAGUCGCGGAUCUACAGCAUGACACACCAGCUUGGGGCGCUCAUAUCUCCGCCACUUUACUUCACAUUCACAUACCACCAACCCUGACACAACCUGUACAUAGAUUCGUCACUUGCUUAUAGAUUCGCUUUAGCGCUCAUGGGAGCGGCGUGUUUUAUCCUUUCACGAUGCAUCGGCAGAGAACUCUCUUUGUUGUCCUUUCAAAGUCGCUACAGUCUGCCUUCGCGGCUAGCAGUGUACGGAAUACACAUCUGGGCAAUUUGCAAGAGAAAGGAACGAAGUCUAGGAGCAUCGUGGUACACACAUAUACACACAUAUUUUUUAACAUACAUGUAUGCAUGUGAGCUCUUUGAAUGAAGGCUCCGAACGGCAUUGCUUCGAUUGGCACGGUCGAGACGCGAUUCUACAAAAGGAUUUAAAACCCUUGAAUCCCGCUUGCUUGAGCAGCAUGCGAAGAGAAGGAAAGGGGCUACGGAAUCGUACGGCUCUCCGAAAAAAUUUAAUCUAAUGUGUAGACCGAAUUCUUCCUUGGGGGAGGGGCAACAACAGAAGACGUGAAUUUUACG
Messenger RNA from Verruconis gallopava, 3884 nucleotides. RefSeq lists its product as uncharacterized. NCBI's taxonomy places the organism in Eukaryota, Fungi, Ascomycota, Dothideomycetes, Venturiales, Sympoventuriaceae. Gene Ontology annotation, cellular component: cytoplasm. The coding region runs from base 624 to 3044 and encodes 806 amino acids. The record is from RefSeq and is a predicted model, not a curated record. The transcript is spliced from 4 exons.